UGUUUUUGCACCAAUUUUCUUCUCAGGAGAACAACAGACACAAGCAUUCCGCAGGCGCGUGCCUUGAUGGGAACAGAGCUGCUGUAGAUCCCAAUGGACGUCGCCAGGACCAGGGCACAGCAGCACGCGGACGAGGAACACAAGGCGCGCGGCGACGUCGUGGUGCGCGUUGGGGACGCGUCCUCAGGCGCCGUCCACGCGGUGGCGCUGGCCUCGACCAAUGUCGUUGUCGAGGAGCUACGAGAGGAGCUGGAGAGACUCAGCGGCGUCCCCGUUGCCGAUCAAAUUUUACUGGGCGGUCCGCCCUUCGCGCGGCUAGACCCUCGCCGCGCUGUCGAGUACUAUGGACUACCAGCAGAGGACAAGGAGGUGUUUUUGUACGACCGCCGACUGCUGUCACAAGAGGCGGCCACGCCUUCACCCACAGCGGCAGCUCUAACUCCAGUCCAUGUCGAGUGUACGGUGUUUUACUAUUUUCUUGUUUUUCCCCCUAACUUUUGUCGUUGACUUAUUUGUUUAAUUUAUUGUAGUGCCGUCGCAGCCUGUGGCUUCAUCGGAAGGCUCCAAGAUGCUGAGUGAGAGUUCGCAUCCGAUGAUGCGUGCUCUAGUGGAGUAUGAGGGCUACUUCCAGUUACAGGUCAGCCAGAGUGAGGUAUUGGAGAGCAGUACUCGUGCCAAUAUUACUGCUAGUGAGCGUGGCGCACAAGAAUUGCAGGUCCAGGAGCGAGCUAUCGCUGCAGCCAUCGCCAACCUGGAUCUGUUUAAAACAUCGAUGAUGAAACACUUUACACCGUUCUGGGCGGAUUUCCAGGCUACGAACGAAAAACACGAGCGGCUGUUGAGCCAGUUUGACAGCUACCUGGAGGCGCUGGCUACAGUGGAUCUGCACCCAGCACUGGCGACAGAAGAACGGAAGACUCUCUAUGACUGUAUCCCUGUUGAGAAGGAGCGUGAAUGGGCGGCGCAGUGUGAGCAGUCGCACACGCAUGUACGAGGACAGGUGCUGAAACUUCAACAAGUUCACGAUGAGGUCUGCAAGGAAGUGACAGACAUGCUGGCUGCUCAUGCAGAGGCAAGUCGGGAGUACGAGGAAGCAAGUACAGAACUGGAAGAGAUGAAAGCGCUGGGGAGUAAGCAAAUGAACAUCACAAACACCUUGCGCGGGAAUCUACAGUACGUGCUCAGCAGCAUAGAGGAAACGUCAACGAUAGCGAGCGGAAGUAACCCUAUGCAGGCGUCCACGAAUGCUCUAGACGUAUGUCGGCGCAUCGAUGAGCUGUAUCAAGGCCAACAGAACAUGGUGCCUGAUGCACAGAAGUUGGUUGAGGAUAUCGUGGCUCAUGUGGAUAAGAUCGCAGCCAAAAAGUCCAAGACGUUUGAACGAGUGCAUUCAACUUUACGCCAAAUUUCGAUCUCACAGUCAAAGAUCCGAGAUUUUGAGAACUCACUGGCAGUUUUUCGCGAAGCUUUAGCUGCCCAGAAGAAGCACUUUUACGAACUAGAACAUUUGGACAAGCUACCAGAGUCGUAUGCGGCUUGCUUGAAAGAGAUAUCAAGGCGUCUUAAAUAUGGACGAAUGUUUUCGGAUCGUAUUCAGUCCAUGGCUGAGGAACUUGCUCAACUUCGAGAGGAUGAGGUUCAACAUCGUGAGGAAUUUUUGCGCAGCUUUGGCCAGCAUCUACCACGCGAUUUCGUCUCUGGACUAGCAGAGAAGCCGUCUCAUUGUGAAUUCCGUAUGCGUCCGUUUGAUCAAAGCCUUCCUUUAAUUGAGGACGAGGGCGAACAAGAGUUCGCCUCGUACGAAGACAAGGAGCGUCCGCCUUCUGAAGAAUUUGUUGAUUGCGAGGACCAGGGUAGCUCCUCCGAGUCAACCAACAACGUGGAUCUACUCCAGGAACGCUGCAAGGAACUGGAAGCUCGAGUGUCGGAGCUCACAGCAGAGUUGGAGCAGUCAAAGAAGAAUCUGUACUACGAUGGAUCUGGGAGCGAGUCGAUUGCUCGCUCGGACUUAUCCAAGACCAGUGCACGUGAGGGAGACAGUUCAUGCGAAUUCCCGUUGGUGCUUGCAUUGGCAGCUACAGCUGGUGGCAUGACCAGCUCCUCGGAAGUUGACCAGUCUAGCAGUCUUGACCAAGAGCUAGCCACCGUGAGGCGAAACAUCGGUGCUGACAACAAGGACGCGAUCAUCGCCAAGCUGGAGAGUGAAAACCAGCAGUUCUUGCUGAACGCGGCGGCCUUUGAAGAAUAUCCUUUACAACUUUUGAUUUGCAUGUGCCUGCAGUUGGAGGAGUUUAUUUGGUUGACUUACCGAGGUUUCCUUAACCGUGUAAUGCGUUGUUGUUGUGCUGUUGUGUUCUUUACGGAGAUUCAGGAGCGAUCAAAGCGCGAGAAGCAUCUCAAGGAAAACCAAUUCAAGCUCCAACAGACGAUCAAGGAUCUCAGUAGUAGUGUUCGAUCACAGCGAACAUCAUUGGCCAAGCUUCUGAAACUUCUUCAACUCCCCGUGGAACCGCUCACCUUCAACGAUGAGGACAUCGACGCGUUCGUAAUCGCCAACUUCGAUGCUGUCGAAACGCGUGUGAAGGAGCUGCUGGCCAGCGCCGAGUCGGAAGCGAUGCUGCAGUCGGAACUGGAAAAGCGGCAGUCCGAGCUCCGUUUGAUGGAGUCCGAGCAGGAUGCAAACGAUUCGUUCAAGAUCUCCUUCCGGAGCUUCAGUGUAAAUGACCUGGCACUCUUUUUACCGACGUCAGCACCCGGGAGUGACGCACAGCGAGUGUAUCUGGCGUUCCACCUCGGCUGUCCCCAUCGAUUCCUUUCGGAAGAAUCCAUCUCCUCAUUCAGCAACGACGGCCAAAGAUACCCUGACUACGUUGUAGGCCGCAUCGUGCUGAUUGAUGAGCAGACCGCGACGGAAGGCAACAACCCGUACGCACUGCACCUCGGGACCACAUUUUACGUCCUGACAGUCGCAAGCCUCCACGAAAGUUAAGCAUCUACACAGACACAUUAAAAAUCUUGCCGCAUAACGUGAAUGAAAUGUUCGGCGGUGAAGGCGAGCGUUUUCCUGUCCUUCCUGCAGAGCCAGCAUGUACACUUUUGCCUCUUCGUCUUAUCCUGCACUAUACGUAGUUCUAUACUCUUCGGUUGUUUUCUGUACCACCGAAACUUACAGUUUACAAGAGCACAUUUCCAAAGUAUCACCAC
Messenger RNA from Phytophthora nicotianae INRA-310, 3204 nucleotides. RefSeq lists its product as hypothetical. Gene Ontology annotation, cellular component: phagophore assembly site membrane; extrinsic component of membrane; Atg1/ULK1 kinase complex. Lineage: Eukaryota; Oomycota; Peronosporomycetes; Peronosporales; Peronosporaceae. The record is from RefSeq and is a predicted model, not a curated record. The coding region runs from base 569 to 2989 and encodes 806 amino acids. Gene Ontology annotation, molecular function: protein kinase binding; molecular adaptor activity. Gene Ontology annotation, biological process: autophagy of peroxisome; autophagosome assembly; reticulophagy. The transcript is spliced from 10 exons.